UGAGAGGGUUAGCAAGCUGCUCGGCGUCGACGGCCCGGAGCUGUACAAGAACCUGCUGAAGCCGAGGAUCAAGGUCGGCAACGAGUUCGUCAACCAGGGUCGCAACAAGGACCAGGUCUACUACUCGGUGGGCGCGCUGGCCAAGAAUAUGUACGAUCGCCUCUUCAAGUGGUUGGUGAAGAAGGUGAACGUCACGCUGGACACCAAGCAGAAGAGAGCCUCCUUCAUCGGCGUGCUCGACAUCUUUGGAUUCGAGAUCUUUGAUUUCAACAGCUUUGAGCAGAUGUGCAUCAACUUCACCAACGAGAAGCUGCAGCAGUUCUUCAACCCCAUGUUCGUGCUGGAGCAGGAGGAGUACAAGCGAGAGGAAAUUAACUGGGUGUUCAUGGACUUCGGCAUGGACUUGCAGGCGUGCAUCGACCUCAUGGAGAAGCCAAUGGGAGUGCUCUCCAUUCUCGAGGAAGAGAGCAUGUUCCCGAAGGCCUCCGACAAGACAUUCGAGGAGAAGCUGAAGACCAACCACCUGGGCAAGUGCCCGCUGUUCGUGAAGCCCAAGCCGCCCAAGCCGGGGCAGACCGAGUCUCACUUCGCCAUCGUCCACUAUGCCGGCACGGUGAGAGAGAACCUGACUGGCUGGCUGGAAAAGAACAAGGACCCGCUGAACGCACCGUGGUGGACCAGUUCAAGAGGGGGCAAGAACAACCUGCUGGUGGACCUCUUCGCCGACCAUCCGGGCCAGUCAGGCCCCAAGGAAGAGGCGAGCGCCGGUGGCAAGGGAGCCAAACGCACGAAGGGCUCGGCAUUCCAGACUGUCUCGGCCAUGUACAGGGAGCAACUGAAUAACCUGAUGGUGACUCUGCGGGCCACGUCUCCCAACUUUAUCCGUUGCAUCAUCCCUAACGAGACCAAAUCUCCCGGUGUCAUCGACUCGCACCUGGUGAUGCACCAACUGACGUGUAACGGCGUGCUGGAGGGUAUCCGUAUCUGCCGCAAGGGAUUCCCCAACAGGCUGGUGUACCACGACUUCCGCCACCGCUACGUCAUCCUGGCGCCGCAGGAGAUGAACAAGGUCAAGGAUGACCGGGACGCCUGUGCGACGUGCCUCAAAGUGGUGGAGCUGGACGAGGAUAAGUUCCGCCUGGGUCUCACCAAGGUCUUCUUCCGCGCUGGUGUUCUGGGAGACCUGGAAGAGCUGCGCGAUGACAAGCUCAACCAGAUCUUCUCCUGGAUGCAAGCCUGCAUCCGCGGAUACAGGUCGCGGAAGGAGUACGAGAAGCUCAAGGAACAGCGGGCCAUGCUGCUGGUGGUACAGCGAGCUAUCCGCAAGUACAUGAAGCUCAACGGCUGGGCCUGGUUCCGUCUCUGGAUCCGCGUCCGCCCCAUGCUCUACCAGACCCGCAUCGAGGACGAGCUUAAGAGGCUGAAGGAGGAGGCUGAGGCGGCGGAGGCGGCACUGGAACUUGAGCUGAAGCAGCGCAAGGAGUCAGAGGAGGCCAACAUCAAGCUGCUGAAGGAGAAGAACGAGUUGCUCUCGCGGCUGGAGUCCGAGCGGGGCGAGAUGGGCGACGAGCUGGCCAAGCAGCAGAAGCUGGCGGCGCAGAAGGCCGACCUCGAGAGCCAGCUGACUGAUGCCCAGGAUCGUCUGUCGGAGGAGGAGGAGGCGCGUCAGAAGCUGUCGCAGGAGAAGCGCAAGAUGGAGCAGGACCUGAGCAGCUUCAAGAAGGACCUGGACGAGGUCCAGGCCACCAUGAAGAAGCUGGAAGCCGACAAGACGGCACGCGACCACAAGAUCCGCACCCUCAACGACGAGAUCUCGCAGCAGGACGAGCUCAUCAACAAGCUGAACCGCGAGAAGAAACGACUCCAGGAGACCCAGCAGAAGACGACGGACGACUUCGGCACCCAGGAGGACAAGGUGGGUCACCUGACCAAGGUGAAGGCCAAGCUGGAGCAGACGCUGGACGAGCUGGAGGACUCGCUGGAGCGCGAGAAGAAGACGCGCGCCGAGAUGGACAAGGCCAAGCGGAAGGUGGAGGGUGACCUCAAGCUGACCCAGGAGGCCGUGGCCGACCUGGAGAAGAACAAGCGCGAGCUUGAGCAGACCAUGAUGCGCAAGGACCGGGAGAUCGCCCAGCUGUCCACGAAACUGGAGGAGGAGCAGGCCCUGGUAACCCGGCUGCAGCGCACCAUCAAGGAGCUGCAGGGUCGCAUCGAGGAGCUGGAGGAGGAGCUCGAGUCCGAGCGCCAGGGCCGCGCCAAGGCUGAGAAGCAGCGCGCCGACCUGGCACGUGAACUGGAGGAGCUGACGGAGCGGCUGGAGGAAGCAGGUGGCGCCACCGCCGCCCAGAUGGAGCUCAACAAGAAGCGCGAGAACGAAAUCGCCAAGCUGCGGCGCGAUAUCGAGGAACAGAGCAUCCAGCAGGAGACGACCCUGGGUGGCCUGAGGAGGAAGCACAACGACGCCAUCACGGAGAUGGCCGAACAGAUCGACCAGCUCAACAAGUCCAAGGCCAAGUCCGAGCGCGAGGCAGACUCCAUGCGCAGCGAGGCGCAGGAGCUCAGGUCGGCGCUCGACCUCACCAACAACGAGAAGGCCAGUGAGGAGAAGCAGACCAAGAUGCUCCAGGAUCAGCUGGGCAGCAUCAACUCCAAGCUGGAGGAGGCUAACAGGACGCUCGGCGACUUCGACAGUGCCAAAAAGAAACUGACCGUCGAGAACACCGACUUGAUGCAAGAGCUGGAGACGGCCGAGUCGCAGCUGUCGCAGCUGCAGAAGCUACGCGCCACGCUGCAGACACAGCUGGACGAUUGCAACCGGCUGUGCGACGAGGAGGGACGCGAGCGCGCCACCAUCCUCAGCAAGUUCCGCAACCUCGAGCACGACAUCGACACCAUGCGCGAACAGGUGGACGAGGAGGCGGAGAGAAAAUCGGACCUGGGCCGCCAGGUGGCCAAGGCCCAGGCUGAGGCUAACCUGUGGCGUAACAAGUACGAGCAGGAGGGCGUCGCCAGGGCUGAGGAGUUGGAGGAGCAGCGCCGCAAGCUGGCCGUCCGCCUGCAGGAAGCCACCGAGCAGCUGGAGGUGCUCAACCAGAAGAACAUCAGCCUGGAGAAGAUCAAGGCGCGGCUGACAGGCGAGAUCGACGAGAUGCAUGCCGAGGUAGAGCGUGCCCAGCAGCUGGCUAGCCAGAUGGAGAAGAAGGCCAAGGGCUUCGACAAGAUCAUCGCCGAGUGGAAGAUGAAGGUGGAUGACGUGGCUUCCGAGCUGGACACGUCUCAGCGCGACUGCCGCAACUACAGCACCGAGCUGUUCCGCGUCCGGGGCGCAUUCGACGAGAGCAACGAGCAGCUCGAGUCUGUGCGCCGCGAGAACAAGAACCUGGCCGAUGAGGUCAAGGACCUGAUGGACCAGAUCAUGGACGGCGGCCGGAGUCUGGCCGAGGUGGAGAAACUGCGCCAGCGGGUGGAGCAGGAGAAGGAGGAGCUGCAGUCGGCGCUGGAGGAGGCCGAGAGCGCGCUGGAGCAGGAGGAGAACAAGGUGCUGCGCGGCCAGCUGGAGCUGAACCAGGCGCGCCAGGAGAUCGAGCGGCGCAUCCAGGAGAAGGAGGAGGAGUUCGAGGCCACAAGGAAGAACCAUCAGCGUCAGAUGGAGUCGAUGCAGGCUUCGCUUGAGGCCGAGGCCAAGGGCCGUGCCGAGGCGAUGCGGAUGAAGAAGAAGCUGGAGACGGACAUCAACGAGCUGGAGGUGUCUGUGGAGCGGGCCAACAUCGAGACCAUGGAGGGUCAGAAGACCAUCAAGCGGGUGCAGGCGGAGCUGAGGGACGUGCAGGUGCAGCUGGAGGAGGAGGAGCGCUCGCGUGCCCAGGUGCGCGAGGCGCUGAGCCUGUCCGAGCGACGCGCCAACGCCCUGCACGGCGAGCUGGAGGAGAGCAGGACCCUUCUGGAGCAGGCCGACCGCGGCCGCCGUCAGGCGGAGGCCGAGCUGGGCGACGUGCAACAGCAGCUGUCGGAGAGUGAGGCCAACUACAACAGCGCCUCCGCCGCCCGCCACAAGCUCGAGGAGGAGGUCAAGACCCUGCACGUCGACCUGGACGAGAUGCUCAACGAGGCCCGCUCCUCCGAGGAGAAGGCCAAGCGCGCCAUGAUCGACGCCGCCAGACUGGCUGACGAGCUGCGCGCCGAGCAGGAGAACGCCCAGUCGCACGAGCAGAGCCGCAAGUCGAUGGAGUCCGCCGUCAAGGACCUGCAGAUCCGCCUGGACGAGGCCGAGGCCAACGCCGUCAAGAACGGCCGCCGCAUCAUCUCCAAGCUGGAGGAGCGUCUGCGUUCGCUCGAGUCCGAGCUGGAUCAUGAGCAGCGCCGUCACAGUGACGUCACGAAGAACCUACGGAAGGCUGACCGUCGCAUCAAGGAGCUCAUCUUCCAGGCGGACGAGGACAAGAAGAACCACCAGCGCAUGCAGGACCUGGUCGACUCGCUCCAGCAGAAGAUCAAGACGUACAAGCGGCAGAUCGACGAGGCGGAGGAGAUCGCUGCCCUGAACCUCGCCAAGUACCGCAAGUGCCAGCAGGAGGUGGAGGCCUCGGAGGAGCGUUGCGACGCCGCCGAGUCGGCCGUGGCCAAGUUCCGCGCUCGCGGCCGUGGCGCCUCCACCGCGCGUGGUGUCACCCCUGCUCGCUAGAUGGCUCUGCCGUGCCGAGGUGGCGCCCGCCCGCCGACCGCCGGCCCCUCUCUGACCCGAGCUGUCUGUCCGCUUGUAGUCUGCUAGUCGCCGGAGCAUCGUGAGUUGCCCCCUCGCAAUGGUGAAUAAACCGCAAAACGAAAACGAA
Molecule: messenger RNA, 4829 nt
Organism: Pollicipes pollicipes
Lineage: Eukaryota; Metazoa; Arthropoda; Thecostraca; Pollicipedomorpha; Pollicipedidae
Product: myosin heavy chain, muscle-like
Biological process (GO): sarcomere organization; muscle contraction
Cellular component (GO): myosin II complex; myosin filament; cytoplasm
Molecular function (GO): ATP binding; actin filament binding; microfilament motor activity
Source: RefSeq, a predicted model, not a curated record